Messenger RNA from Ceratitis capitata (Mediterranean fruit fly), 862 nucleotides. Its product is annotated as protein DPCD. The record is from RefSeq and is a predicted model, not a curated record. The coding region runs from base 107 to 757 and encodes 216 amino acids. The transcript has a single exon. NCBI's taxonomy places the organism in Eukaryota, Metazoa, Arthropoda, Insecta, Diptera, Tephritidae.
GUGAGCUGUUUGAUCGAUCAAACAAUUUAAAUAACAAAGUAGGCAGAUAUAUUUUAUUUAAAUAAAAUUCAGAGAACUAUUAUAACAAAAAUUCACAGAGAUCAAUAUGUCAUAUGAAAGUUGGUUAAAUUAUCUGCGGUGCGCAGAGAAGCAUUCAAUGAUAAGUGGUCGUUGCCGUAAAAUCCACUACAAAUUUCCUGAUGGACAGCAGAUGGCUGAGGAAUAUAGCAUGGACACUGGUAUUGUGCAGCGAAGAGCCUGGCGUAAGUGUAAGCAACUUAUGGGCGAACCAGAAUGGGAAAUCGAACUAGGGGAAACAUCACGUCAAAUUAACCAAUGCUUAGGUGGUGGAGAUGCUGACUCUUCUAUUAACAACGAUUUCACACUAGUGGAAAGUAAUACAGCGCCAGCACUAACUAAACGUAUCACAAAGAAAAACAUUGAAUGGCGUAUUCGAAAUUUACCCUAUCCCGUGGAUGUAUAUCAAGUCACUGCAGAGCCUGAUAAACGUGCCAUCGUUGUUCGCACCACCAAUAAAAAGUAUUACAAAGUAAUCACUGUGCCUGAAUUGGAUCGUUGCAAUUUAUUGCCCUCCCAGAGUAAUAUAAGCAUACACCAUCAGUACAAUACUUUGAUUAUAACAUACAGUAAACCACUGUUGUUAAAUGAAAUGGAAGCACAAGUGUUGCUACUUCUGAAAGAUGUUGAAACAGAAACUGAUAUGGAGGUUUUACUACAAGGUUUAUUAGCGAAAUAAAAAUAUAUGACGAUAUACAUUUUUCUAAUACUUUUAAUGAAAUAAACUAAAAUAUAUUGUACGUUUAGAAUACUUUGAAAUAUAUGAUGUAUUUUUCUUAAUAUA